CGGGGCUGUGCCGCCUCUGCCCGGCCGCUCCCCGCAUCGUCGCUCCGGCCGCCUCCUCCCAGUUUGAGUUCCCUUCCCUCCGUGCCCCGCUGGCUCUGAAGGGGCGCUGGGGCUGCUCUGUUACCCUGUGUUUGUUUUUGUGGGGGGGCUCAGGGCGGUGCGAGGAGCGGGGCUGUGUCACGGAGCCGGUGUACGGCUCCGCCGUGGGGACCUGCUGUUGGCCGGGGGAUUGCUCGAUGCGCCUCUUAUAUAUAUGUGCAUUAAUUUUGGGUAUCUAUAGGUGUCUAAACAAGUGUCUCAGGACUUUUGAGCUUUAAGGUAAGAGCCCCAAGGACGGAUUUAUACGCUUUUGGGGCAGGACCUGCAUUUCUGUGUUUCUAGCCCGGGGGUCUCAAGCACUGACUGUUGUCUUCACACAGAACUUUAUACUCAACUGAAACCAGGCAGAGACUGAGCAUCAAUUUGCUUGCUCUGGGAACAGUAGUCAACAAGCUGAGAAACUGGGAAGGGGUGGCUAAAACCCUGUGUCUGCCUUGUUAAAAUGGAGUUGUUUGCCGGGAGCACAUGGGCUGCAGUUCUGCUCCCUCGCCAUCAGUACAAACCCCCACUCCUUGGGUCUGCUCUGGCUGGAGGGAGCCAUUAAGGAGUUAAAAUGGAAGUCUCUGGUGGAGAAGGGCUGUUUACCUUCUGAGAAAUUAAACUACAUUUUAUUUCUCUUGGGGUUUGUGUGUUUUAAGGAGCAAAUCUCUGUGUGUGUAGUGUGUCCCUCUGCAUCCUUCCAGGUUGUGCAAGGGCUGUGAGAUGCAGAUCAUUCCAGCUCAACUUCUGCACCAAAAUUGUUAUGUCCUGGAAAGUUUUGAUAUUGCAGCUUCCUUGGUGCAUUCCUGAUCCUAGUGCUGCUGGUGGGAAGGGAAGGGCAUUGCUUUGACUUGUGCUGCUGCAGUGGGGCCAGCCCCAGUGUGGGUCUGUGAUUGCACAGGCAAUCUGAAACCUGCACCCUGCAGCCUCGGGUCUGUCUCCUCCUGCAGCUGAGCUCUGUGGGUGACCAUGAAUGCCAGUGGCCCUGGCUAUCCCUUAGCCUCUCUCUAUGUGGGAGACCUGCACCCAGAUGUGACCGAAGCCAUGCUCUAUGAGAAGUUCUCCCCUGCUGGGCCCAUCAUGUCCAUCCGAGUGUGCCGGGACGUGGCCACGCGCCGCUCGCUGGGCUACGCCUACAUCAACUUCCAGCAGCCUGUGGAUGCUGAGCGAGCCCUGGACACCAUGAACUUUGAGGUGAUCAAAGGCCGACCCAUCCGCAUCAUGUGGUCCCAGCGGGACCCCGGGCUCAGGAAAUCAGGGGUUGGAAACGUCUUCAUCAAGAACCUGGAUGACUCCAUUGAUAACAAAGCCCUGUAUGACACAUUCUCUGCCUUUGGAAACAUCCUGUCAUGCAAGGUGGUUUGUGAUGAAAAUGGAUCCCGUGGCUAUGGCUUUGUCCACUUUGAGACGCAUGAGGCAGCAACUCGGGCCAUUGAGACCAUGAAUGGGAUGUUGCUCAAUGACAGGAAGGUGUUUGUUGGACACUUCAAAUCCCGCAAAGAGCGAGAGGCAGAGGUUGGGGCUAGGGCAAUAGAGUUCACCAAUGUCUACAUCAAAAACUUUGGGGAUGACAUGGAUGAUGACAGACUGAGGGAAAUAUUCGCCAAGUUUGGAAACACCUUGAGUGUCAAGGUCAUGAUGGACAACAGUGGCCGCUCCAAGGGCUUUGGAUUUGUCAACUUUGAGAAGCACGAGGAAGCCCAGAAGGCGGUGGCUGACAUGAACGGGAAGGAGAUCAACGGGCGGGUGCUGUACGUGGGCCGCGCCCAGAAGCGGCUGGAGCGCCAGAGCGAGCUCAAGAGGAAAUUUGAGCAGAUGAAGCAAGAGAGGGUGAACAGGUACCAGGGGGUCAACCUGUAUGUGAAGAACUUGGAUGAUGGAAUAGACGACGAGAGGCUGAGGAAGGAGUUCUCCCCCUAUGGCACCAUCACCAGUGCCAAGGUGAUGACAGAGGGUGGCUGCAGCAAAGGGUUUGGGUUUGUAUGUUUUUCCUCCCCCGAGGAGGCCACCAAGGCUGUGACAGAAAUGAACGGGCGCAUUGUCAGCACCAAGCCUCUCUACGUCGCGCUCGCGCAGAGGAAAGAGGAGCGGAAAGCGAUCCUCACCAACCAGUACAUGCAGAGGUUGGCCACCAUGAGGGCCUUGCCUGGCCCUCUCCUGGGCUCUUUCCAGACCCCCCCAGGGUACUUCCUACCCCCCAUGCCUCAGCCACAAACCAGAGCUGCCUUCUACGGCCCCAGCCCUGUUGUUCCAGUCCGCCCUGCCACUCGCUGGAGUGCGCAGCCCUCCAGGCCUCCCUCAGUGUAUCCUGAAGCCACCCCCAUCCUGAGGGCUGCCGUGCCGCCCCGGCGCCUGCUGUCCAACAUCAGCACCACGAGACAGGCCUCCACCCAGGUGCCCCGUGUGCCCCCCCAGGCCCACAGAGUGGCCAACAUCGGGACACAGACAGUCAGCACCCGGGUGCCCUCAUCUGCCCUGCCACGGGGUGCCCAGCAGUACAAGUACUCCUCAUCUGCCAGGAACAUGCAGCCCAUGGGGCACAUGCCACCUAUGGUGGCCCCACAGGUGGGAGAACCUGCUGUGCAUGUCCAGGGGCAGGAGCCACUGACAGCAUCCCUGCUUGCAGCAGCCCCCCCUCAGGAGCAGAAGCAAAUGAUUGGUGAACGCCUCUACCCUCUGAUCCACGUGAUGCAUCCCUCACUGGCUGGCAAGAUCACUGGGAUGCUGCUGGAGAUUGACAACUCCGAGCUGCUGCUGCUCCUGGAGUCCCCAGACUCCCUGCGCUCCAAGAUCGAGGAAGCAGUGACUGUUCUCCAGGCACACCAGAGCACCGAGAUACCCCACAAGGGCCCUGCUGGGGCCUUCCUGCCCUGACUCCAGACUAUGGGACUGAGAGCAAGCCCUGAGAAUGUUGCUGUUGAAGAACAGGAGCAGGAACUCCACCGUGCUGGAAUCAUGCCCAUACAGUGACCCUGGCUUGUCUUCACAUGCCCCAUCCUAUUGUUUGUGUGUAUUGUAACCCCUGUAGAAUUGCCUCCUCCUGCACCUGUAAAAACCCUCACAUUAAAUCUCUUCUCACCACUGAAA
This is a messenger RNA of Haemorhous mexicanus (house finch), 3165 nucleotides long. RefSeq names its product poly(A) binding protein cytoplasmic 1 like (gene PABPC1L). Lineage: Eukaryota; Metazoa; Chordata; Aves; Passeriformes; Fringillidae. Gene Ontology annotation, molecular function: poly(A) binding; poly(U) RNA binding; mRNA 3'-UTR binding. The coding region runs from base 1048 to 2952 and encodes 634 amino acids. Gene Ontology annotation, cellular component: ribonucleoprotein complex; nucleus; cytosol. The transcript has 15 exons. The record is from RefSeq and is a predicted model, not a curated record.